AUUUGUACUCCACUACUUCCCACCUCUGCAAAGUGUCCUUACAGAUGUUUCUCUUCCAGGUUUUGACACCAUCUCCACGGCUCUGUCCUGGUCCGUGAUGUACCUGGUGGCUUACCCCGAGAUACAGGAGAGGCUGUAUCAAGAGCUGAAGAACAAAGUGGGUCUGGAUCGCACCCCUCUUCUCUCCGACAGACCCAACCUUCCCUUUCUGGAGGCUUUCAUCCUGGAGAUUUUCCGCCACUCUUCCUUCCUGCCGUUCACCAUCCCUCACUGGUGAGUCUCUGCCAUACGA
Molecule: messenger RNA, 292 nt
Organism: Notothenia coriiceps (black rockcod)
Lineage: Eukaryota; Metazoa; Chordata; Actinopteri; Perciformes; Nototheniidae
Product: cytochrome P450 1A1-like
Exons: 2
Biological process (GO): hormone biosynthetic process; progesterone metabolic process
Molecular function (GO): iron ion binding; heme binding; steroid 17-alpha-monooxygenase activity
Source: RefSeq, a predicted model, not a curated record